Messenger RNA from Melanotaenia boesemani (Boeseman's rainbowfish), 1073 nucleotides. RefSeq names its product dual specificity phosphatase 28 (gene dusp28). Lineage: Eukaryota; Metazoa; Chordata; Actinopteri; Atheriniformes; Melanotaeniidae. Gene Ontology annotation, cellular component: cytoplasm. The record is from RefSeq and is a predicted model, not a curated record. Gene Ontology annotation, biological process: protein dephosphorylation. The transcript is spliced from 4 exons. Gene Ontology annotation, molecular function: MAP kinase tyrosine/serine/threonine phosphatase activity. Bases 208 to 654 code for a protein of 148 amino acids.
AACUGACCGGAGCAGGCUGAAGCUUCGGGUCCGUCUGCAGGACCGAACAGGGUCCUCUGAAGAACAGCAGAUCAAUCAGGAGGAGGCUGCAGAUCAAUCUAAUGAGCCACCACUGUCGCCUGAAGCCAAAGGCAGGGACUGAGUAAGGAAGCCUGUGAGGGCCAGGGACUGAGUAAGGAAGCCUGUGAGGGCCAGGGACUGAGCGACAUGCUGCAGCUGUGUAAGGUCACCAGCUCUCUGUUCAUCAGCAACGCCCGCUCAGCCUGCAGCGACGAGCUCAUCCAGCAGGAGGCGGUGACGCUCUGCAUCAACGUGUCCAAACAGCAGCCGUUUCCCUCCGCGAGCGUCACCAAGCUGCAGAUCCCCGUCUAUGAUGACCCCAACGAGGACCUCUACAGCCACUUUGACCGCUGCGCCGACGCCAUCCAGAAGGAGGCCAACCGCGGCGGACGCAGCGUCGUCUACUGCAAGAACGGACGCAGCCGAUCCGCCACCAUCUGCAUCGCCUACCUGAUGAAACACCGCAAGCUGACGCUGACCGAGGCUGUUCAGAGAGUGAAGACGGCCCGUCAUGUGAUCGAUCCCAACCCCGGCUUCAUGGCUCAGCUGCAGAGAUACGAAGAGGAGCUGAAGAGGAGGCGAGGAAAGUCCUGAUCCACGAGCGGAGACCGACCGAGUCCUGAGAGCAUCGAUGUGAAAACAGAACCAACAAGUGGGAUCUCGUCCUCUCAGGUCCGACUCUGCUGGAAAAACUAACCUCUGCACACAAUAACUCACUUUUAUUCAUUUAUUUAAAGUAUUUUAUUCUUACAAUGGCAACAAAACAUGACAUAAAACUCCAUAAAGUUGUAGUUUUAAAGCAGAAUUUUGUAGAAACCUCUCAACUAAUAAGACAUAACAAUAGAGGAGAAAGUAGGUCAAUAUUAGAGCACAGGACACAGAAAAUAUCCAUUAUAUUAUAUUAUAUGUCCAAAAGACAAACUAUAUUUAAUGUUAACUUAUUUUUGUAGCACUUAACAUAAUUAUAAGGAGCAUAAAUAAAUAAACAGAUUAUAAAAGCUCAAAAUAAAAAG